CGGCCGCUUCAUUUUCAAACUCACUCGGUCUACCACACACACGAUGGGGAUCCUCGGAGCGAAGCGCGAAGCCCAACUCAAAGCUGGCAUCGAGCAGUGGCUGCUCAAGAGGACCGACGACGACGUCCCGGAGCUCAAGCACAUCAAAGAGAUCCUCAAGUCCCACGACACGCAACACCACGUGCUCCCGCUUGCGUUUCACAAACACAUCAAGCCACCGGUGAAGCCACCCCAGCGAUUGCUCUUCAAGGAUGAAAUCGUGGCGGGGAAGCGUGUGCCGUUCACCAAGGCGCUGGCCGUCAAGGGCCGCAAGCGCAUGGACGUGAUCCACGAGUCGGAAGACUUUAACAAGGAGACGCGCCAAGCGGCGUACUCGACCCAACUGCUGCUCCGUUAACCAGCCAGUCUCGAGCUAUUUACAAAUCAAUAUUUAUCUCCACUUAUUAUCUAUGAA
This is a messenger RNA of Aphanomyces invadans, 454 nucleotides long. RefSeq lists its product as hypothetical. The transcript has a single exon. Bases 44 to 397 code for a protein of 117 amino acids. NCBI's taxonomy places the organism in Eukaryota, Oomycota, Saprolegniomycetes, Saprolegniales, Verrucalvaceae. The record is from RefSeq and is a predicted model, not a curated record.